Prunus armeniaca (apricot) is the source of this 1605-nucleotide messenger RNA. Lineage: Eukaryota; Viridiplantae; Streptophyta; Magnoliopsida; Rosales; Rosaceae. The record is from the annotation of a GenBank genome assembly.
AUGUAUAUGGUCACAGAACUGAAGGUCAAGGAAGAAAUAGAAAGGUUGCUCAAAGUAGGAUUCAUUAGGCCAGCCAUUUAUGCUGACUGGCUAGCCAAUAUUGUACUAGUUCUGAAAGGAAAAACAAGGGCAGUUAGGAUCUGUGUGGAUUACAGGAAUCUGAAUGAAGCAUCUCCCAAAGAUGAAUAUCCUAUGCCAAUGGCAGAUUUGCUAAUGGAUGGAGCUGCUCAUAACCAAAUACUAUCUUUUAUGGAUGGCAAUGCAGGAUAUAAUCAGAUUAUGGUGGUAGAAGAAGACAUCCACAAGACAGCUUUGAUGUGCCCAGGACAUAUAUGUGCUUUUGAGUACACUGUAAUGCCUUCUGGCUUAAGAAAUGCAGGAGCCACUUAUCAAAGAGCAAUGAAUUCUGUCUUCCAAGAUAUGAUAGGGCAUUCUCUAGAGGUAUACAUAGAUGAUGUGGUGAUUAAAUCCCCAUACAAGGGAGAUUAUGUACCAAAUCUAAGAAAGGCAUUCCUAAGAAUGAGACAACAUAAGUUGAAAAUGAAUCCCAAAAAAUGUGUUUUUGGAGUUCAGGCAGGAAAUUUCUUAGGUUUCUUGGUCCACCAAAGGGGCAUAGAGGCUGACAAAAAUAAAGCUAAAUCCAUCAUAGAAGCUCUACCACCUCAGAACAAGAAAGAGUUGCAGAAACAGCAUCAACAGGCUUUUGAGGAAAUCAAGAAUUACCUCUCAAAUCCGCCAGUUCUGUCCCCACCAAAGAGAGGCAGACCACUCAAACUCUAUGUUUCUGCAUCAGAAGUGUCCAUUAGGAGUUUGUUAGUUCAAGAUAACAAAGAAGGGAAGGAGCAGGUAGUCUACUAUCUCAGCAGAACUCUGACAGAAGUAGAAAGGAAAUAUUCUACAAUUGAAAGGCUUUGCCUAGCCUUAUAUUUCACUGCUGUGAAACUUAGACACUACAUGCUGCCAUUCAUCAUCUACAUCAUUUCCAAGAUAGACUUAAUCAAAUACAUGCUGACAAGGCCAAUGUUGAGAGGCAGAAUUGGAAAAUGGACUCUGGCUUUGACAGAAUUUGCUUUCAGAUAUGUUCCUCAGAAAGCUAUCGAAGGACAAGCUGUAGCAGACUUCCUAGCCGAUCGUCCAGGAGAAGAGAUUGAAAACAUGGACUCUUUGGACAUAGCAAACGCAACUCUGCUGACUAGAGCUCAUAUUUGCCUUAACAAUCAUAUCUAUUCAGUUCACCUCACACCUUGGAAGCUAUACUUUGAUGGAUCAAAAACUGAUUGCACCAACAACAGGGCAGAAUAUGAGGCUUUAAUCAUUGGCCUAGAAAUGCUGGUGGAAUUAGGAAUCCAAUCUAUUGCUGGAGAAUACAAGUGCCUAAGUCCUUCUUUAGUUGUUUAUCUAGUGGCAGCCAGAAACCUUCUAACAGAAUUCAGAGAAGCUACUUGGGAGCAUAUCCCAAAAGAAGAAAACUUUGCAGCCAAUGAAUUGGCUCAGGUAGCAACAGGUAUACAAAUGCCUGAAGACUGUGUGCAAAGGAUCAUCAAGGUGGGAAAGAAAAGUCUACCAUCUGUUAUGACCAGAGAAAUGGAGAUAGAUGUCAAUUAA